UGUACGCAUCUUGAUAACAUCUAGGCUUUGAAUUGUGGAAGUCUAUUGAAAUUAGUAGUUUAACAGGCUGUAGGUAUGGAACACCAGUGAUUCUUCUAUAUAAUUGGCAUUCAGCUUUAAUUUUUUUUGGUCCUCUUAAGUACUUUGUAUGUACAGUACUUAAAGUUAACAGGCGUUUUGACAGGUUUUCUGUUUUCCACCAUUUGUUUGUGGAAAUGUGUCUUGUGCAGAAGUUACUGUGUUUACUCAUGGAUAACAUGCAGUUUUUCAAAAUUAUUCAUUCUUAAAAUUAUGUUACAUAUAAAAUAUAUAUUUAAAGCAGGGAAGGAAGUAGCUCUUUCUUUUUUCAAUACAGUAGAAUGUUAUCAAAUACAAUUUUAAAGUUGAUAUUUAUUUGUCAGUAAUUUGCAGUUUCAUUUAGAUUUAAUGCUAACUCUGCCUUCCUGAUCGUCAAGACAGCUCGUAGUACUUUUUUUUUUUACCCAUAUUUCAUUUAUUUUGAAGCUUGUACAUGAAUACUUGAUUUUUAAUGAAAGAGCACAGAAGAUUGUUUCUGUCAGUGGCAUCACAGGAUGUGCUAUUCCAAACUACUCCAUUAUGUCUUGCUCUCUAUGAGCAUGAGCUCUCAGGUCUUAUUAUUUCUGCAUAUACCUACAAUUACUCUCUAAUUUCUGUAGUGCCUUUUAUAAUUUAAUUACUAAUACAUGUUGCACUUCUAAUUGAAUAUUGGUAAUACUAUCAUUCUGUUAUAUUUUUUAAAUUCAUCUGCAUGGUUGUUGUAAUACAUGCUGUACUUCGUAUUUCUCAUGGAGACUUCAAAGAAGUCCUUUUAGUCUGAAUUUACGUGUAUGCAGUGAUUCGUGCCAGCCUCGCAAUGAAUGUGAUUAAUAUCACAUCGGUACUCUGUUGGAGUCAUUCACCUGGUUAACAACUGUGCUCAGUAAUUGCAAGUAUGGUUCCUCAUUGUGUUCAUAUCUGUUAUUAUUUAUAUUACCACUACAUAUGACCUAUAAGAAAUGUGUAAACAUCAUUUGUUGCAGAACCAGUCAGGAAUUCCAUAGAUGACAUAAAUAGGGGAAUAUUUAUCUGAGAGUGAAUUUGCCCAAUAUGUGUUUUAUGCUUUGCUUCUUUUAUACGUUUUUGUUUACCUGGUUUUAUCUUCCGAAUUGAUUUUAUUGGUAAGGAGUUUAAUUUUCUCUCAGUGUUUAAUCUUUCACAGUUUAUCUUGUCCUUGUGCAAUAGAGCCAUUAGUUCAGGUGGAAAUGUGUUUCAUUUUCAUCACUAUGGAGUAGCAGAUUAAGCAUAACUGACAGUACAGUUUUUAGAAACAAAUGGUAGAAAUAUGUUCAUUGUUAAGUUUUGAUGAAUUGCGAUUUUCAGUUUUAUCUCUAUAUGAAUUAAAAUUGUUUCGGUUUGUUAAAUAAGACAUUGAGAAAGCUUAGAGAAAUACUUUCACAUGAAUUUCUUGAUUGAUUACCGACCACUUUGCCACCUGUGAAAAUGUUGUGGUAGAAAUUUCAUGCUUAAUUUCCUUUAUCAAAUUUCCAGUACCUGAAUGGUUACAAACAUAACCUCAUUGAAGUGUACAAUGUCUCUCUUCCUUUCUUUAGCAAUACAAAGUGGACUGAAAGAUACAAAUAGACACUUCCAUUCUCAUGUAACUAGAAAUGAUACAUGAAGAUCACUUUCAUCUGUUGGUGUCUGUGCAUUUGAUGUAUCAGCCAUGGUCAUUGUCUUCCAUCACAAUCCUGUUUGAAGCUCCUACAGUUCUCAACAUUGUUUUACCCAAACAAGCAUUAUUUAGUACAUAAAUUACUAUUCUACCACUUAGAGUAUUGUGAUUGAUUUGAGUGAAGAGGAAAUUUAUAACCUCAUUCAAAGCUAAUCAAACUUGCUGCUUUGGAAUUUGACUUGUACAGUAGAUUAGUGUUCAUGUAGUGUACAGUAGUCAUUUAAGUGUACAUUAUAUCUUUCUUGAUCCAAAAUUUAAACAUCUUACAAGUUACUAAAAUAAGUAAAUAAAAUAGACACACAUAAACUCCAUGGAUUCCUUAAUAAAUUAUGUGAUGGAUUUUGAAUUAAUAUUAAACAAGUCAUAUGUGAGUAUAUGAAUGAUUAAUUAAAUACCAUGCCACAAUAAGAAUGAAGCAAGACCCAUUGUUAUUCCUCUAUGUUAAUCUUCAGUUAAUGAUGAAUAUUAAAUCUUCAUUUAAUAAUCAUUAGACUAUUAAAUACAGUAUGAUGAUUUUAAAAUAUAACAUAUAAUGCAGGAAAGAAUGAAUGUUUCAUUUAUGAUGCACAGAAAAUUUACCGAAUACUGUUUAAAUGUCCUUAUAAAUGAGUAAAUGUCUGUUACAAGGAGGUAGAAAUUUUGGUUUUUUAAAGAGGAAAGUGUAGCCAAUAUGUAACAGGCACUUAAUGUGAAGCUGUCAUAUUCAAGUGAUAUGGUAUUCAUGGUGAGUACAUAAAUACAAAUGUUACCUGAGAUGUUAAUAACAAAUUUAUCAGUUGUGUACCUAUUUACUUAUGGAUCAAAGGUUUCCUGUGAUGCAUAACAAUAAACAGAAUUGAAACUUGUAGUUAAAUUCAUUACAAAGAACUUCUGAAAAUUUGUUCUUCUUUUCUAAAGCAUAUUUCAUAAAGUAUAUCAACCAAUUCCCGUAUUAUUCUGCAUUAACUCUGGACUAAAAAAAUUUCUAUAAAUAUAUUAUAUUAAUUUGUUAAUUAGCAUUAGUUGAAAUUUUGUUGGUAAAAAAGGGUUCAGGUUUCUUUCAUUCUUUGCAAUAAUUUGAUGUUCUUUUCAGUAGCGCAUUGACAUACUACCUCCGUUAGAUUUAUUUUAUACUUCUCUUGCAUUGCUUAUAAAAUGUAUUUUCGUGUGUUAGUUUGCAAGUAAUUGUGAUCACAGAUGUUUUAUGCAAUUUGUAGUAUUGGCCUGUUAUUGUUUUGUGAUCGUGUAACAUACAGCGGAGUCCUUCCUGAGAACCUGAUUUUAAUCCUGAACUAAUUUAAGAUAUUCCUUGCCUGUGAAGGGACUCCUGACAUUUAUGAUGGUGAAGUGGGAAAUAUUUCUGUUUGUGAGUUUAGCAGUGAUAUUUUUGUCAUAUACAGGCUCAGAUUCAGGCAGUUCUGUUAAUCUGUUAACAAACAAGCUCAACAGUUUGCGGAAGUGAGAACUUUGGUCUGCCACGCACAUUAGAACAUCCAAGCAAAGCUGUAGAUAGCUUGAGAUAAUAAUGAAACUGUUUAUAUGCAGAUGAUUUUGUGUGUUAUAAAGUGUUUUGAAAAAAAAAUUACUUGCAUUACUUUGUGUUCAGAAAUCAUGAAAGCAGACUAAAAUAUAAUGCUCUUGGCUGCAAGUUGUUUUUUUUUUUUAAAAAAAAAUUGAAAUUCUAGUGAGGAAAUGGUUCUUUCGUGAAGGAAACUCAUUCUAAUGCAGUUUAAAAUUAAUAUGGAUUACAGUUUAUAACAUGAACAGAAUCUGUGUUAUUUCAUGAAUCUGCCCAUUGUACUUCUUAUAUCUUGAACAGGUGAGAAGUAAAUUAAGAAUAAAAGUUUUGUCAUAGAAAUAUUACAGAGAUCUUGACUUUGAAAGAUUGUUUUUUGACAUUGUAUGUUAUGUCAUACAGACAGUGCAGAAGGCAAAAGUGUUACAGGAAAGAAGAAAUAUACAUUCUUUGAGAAUGUAAGUCAGAAAAGUAAGUGAUAAUUGCCACAUCUCCUGUACAACAUACCAUAGUCAUAUUCCAGGGAUGAUGCUUCUGAAAUUUUAGAGAAGAGAAAUUGGGAAAACUUAUAAUGUUGUGUUGUUAAAGGAACACACCUUCCUAUCUGUUAUUCUGGUAGGGAAAUUUUAGGAAGAUGUGUUCACAUAUCAUUUGUUUGACAGAGUGUUUCAGUCAAAAUUUCUUUGCAGUGAUUGUAUUAAGGAGGGAUGUUUCUUUAUAAUUAACCAGCACCAGUCACAGUAGACUACACUCAUAAUUUUGUAGUGGGUUACAAGUAUGGUGUUGAUAAACUUGGAUAUGUGUUGAAAUUAUGUACAAACUGAUAAGUUUGGCUCAUGCAGAAGCUGUGGAAUGUGCUUAAAGUGGAAUCUGAUGUUAUAUUCAUGGCAUUUUAUACUGAAUGUACGUGUUCAGCAACGAAAUAAUGCGAUCAACUGUGGAAUGUGUGCUCGGGAUAAGGACCAGUGGUGGGAUCUUGUGAACAUGGUAAUGAGUCUUCGUUUUCCACAAAAUGUUGGGAAUUUGUUGAGUGGCUGGGCGACUGUUGGCUUCUCAAGAAGGACUCUGCUUCAUUGUGAAAGCAGAAUAAAUGUGAGGAGAAACAUCUGUUACUGCGUGCUCCUGAUGGCGCCUGCGAUACAUACUUCUUCAUUCUCUUGACGCUUUCCAAUAUCUCACCCCAUCACUCCGCUCGGAGAUGAGUUCUGUUGUGUGCAACCGCGCGUUGUGGACUCCGGUCAAGACGUUCCAGCGGCUGUUCAGAGUACCUAGAAUGGGCAGCUUCACGUCUGCGCCGAAGAUCCUGAACGAGGACACGCAGGAUGCGGAUGUUGUGCUGCCGACGAGCCUCAGCAGGGACGAGCUGUUGCAGCAUUGCCAUCAGCAGCUGGAGAACCUGCCGUCCCUCGUGAAAAGGUCUUUCAGGCGGCUGGUCCAGCAGUUCGGCGACACCGCCGACGGGCUGAGGGUGUUGCAAUGGAAUGUCCUGUCGAGAGUUUGCGGCGAAGCAACGUCUAGUCCUUACCACAUUCGAGUGUUGCAGUGGAAUCUUCUUUCGCAAGCCCUAGGUCAGAUGAACGACAACUUUGUGUGUUGUCCGGACGCAGCCUUGGAGUGGCGGUUCAGGCGGUACCACAUCAUCGAGGAGAUCGUCGAAUACUGCCCAGACAUCGUUUGCCUUCAGGAAGUGGAUCACUUCAACUUUCUAAAAACCGUGCUGGGUACGCAGGGCUACAACGGGAUGUUCUUCCCGAAGCCCGAUUCUCCAUGCCUCUACAUAAAGGGAAACAAUGGUCCAGAUGGCUGCGCUAUCUUCUUCAGGGAGGAAAAGUUUGAGCUGCUGAAGACUGAGACGCGCGUCCUUGAGGUCUGGAGAGUACAGAGCAACCAGGUUGCGGUGAUAAUGCUGCUGAGGGUCAGAGAGACGGACCAGGAGCUGUGUGUGGCUACGACGCACCUCAAAGCGCGCAAUGGAGCUCUGUUGUCCACUCUGCGCAACGAACAGGGCAAGGACCUCCUCGACUUCGUGACGGCGCACUCCGGCGGCCGUCCCGUCAUCAUCUGCGGAGAUUUCAACGCAGAACCCAGCGAACCUGUGUACGUGACCUUACUGGGCUGCCAGGCCCUGCGCCUAGGUAGUGCGUAUGCGUCCACGGGUGACGGCCCCGAGGAUGCACUCAGAGAACCGCCUUAUACCACGUGGAAGAUCCGAGAGGAGGGAGAAGUGUGUCAUACGAUCGAUUAUGUGUUCUACUCUACAGACGGUUUGGCCGUCGAGGCUGUACUAGACUUUCCCACGGGGGAGGAAAUUGGGGAAGGCAGAGUCCCCUCCUUCAGCUACCCUUCUGACCAUUUCUCACUCGUGUGUGACUUCCGAUUUAAAAAUGCUAGUGAAGUAGUCUCGUGAGGAGCGAAGUUGAAUCUCAGCUGUUGUUUGCUUAUAUAUUAUACUGUAAAGAAUGUUAACGUUGUACAUAUUUAUAUACGUGUUCAAUAAAAGUCACUGUUUAUCUGUUAAA
Molecule: messenger RNA, 5746 nt
Organism: Zootermopsis nevadensis
Lineage: Eukaryota; Metazoa; Arthropoda; Insecta; Blattodea; Termopsidae
Source: RefSeq, a predicted model, not a curated record